AUGGCAGAGCCGCCCCAAUACCUUGACGAUGAAGGAUACUUCUCAUUAGACGACUCUGACGCCCGAAGCCUUGGCAGUGGAGAGAUGCUUGACGUGCUAGUGCGUCAUCUUGAACAUUGUAACCUCCCGCAGGAAGGGCAGGGAAUAUUCGCCAUGAACGUCAAUUCCUCCGGAUUUUUGACGGCCGACUUCGACGUGUGUCCAGACACGGAGGAGUGCCCGGACGUGCUGAAGGCGAAACCUCAAGCAAGGGAACUCGAACUUGUUUUGAGACGGUGGAUGUAG
This is a messenger RNA of Colletotrichum orchidophilum, 285 nucleotides long. RefSeq lists its product as uncharacterized. The record is from RefSeq and is a predicted model, not a curated record. The transcript has a single exon. NCBI's taxonomy places the organism in Eukaryota, Fungi, Ascomycota, Sordariomycetes, Glomerellales, Glomerellaceae. Bases 1 to 285 code for a protein of 94 amino acids.